UUCCCUAGAGUUCUAGUUUCUCCACAUAUGAAGUAUAUAGAAAAAAUAGAGCAGAGAUGGCGCUAUAUAUAGUGACGUGGUCCUUGCGGGGUGUAUACAGGAGAUGACAGGAAUAAGGAUGCUCCCCUCUGUGGUAUCAGAAAGAGGAAAAGCAGGAUUAGAUCUCUGGUCGCCCACAUACAACAUAUGCUUUACUGAUGGCUGCACAGACCACUGACCUACAGACAGACAUGGAAACCUGGGUGAUUCUUCUCAGUGUCAUCAGUGAAAAUAAUAUAAAGGCUACACAGCAGUAACUAUCCCAAGAAUAGACCCAUCAAAGCGGGAACACAGAGAACGAAGGAAAGCAAGAAAGAUACAGACCUUUCAUGUUCCUUCAGCUGAGAUCAAUUGUUCUUCUCUUCACAAACACUGAAAAAGCAGACAACUACUCAGAGGAGCCGACAGUCACAGGAGACGACUACUCCGAGGAGCCGACAGUCACAGGAGACGACUACUCUGAGGAGCCGACAGUCCAAGGAGACAACUACUCCGAGGAGCCGAUAGUCAUAGGAGACGACUACUCCGAGGAGCCGACAGUCACAGGAGACGACUACUCUGAGGAGCCGACAGUCCCAGGAGACGACUACUCCGAGGAGCCGAUAGUCACAGGAGACGACUACUCUGAGGAGCCGAUAGUCACAGGAGACAACUACUCAGAGGAGCCGACAGUCACAGGAGACGACUACUCCGAGGAGCCGACAGUCCAGGGAGACAACUACUCCGAGGAGCCGAUAGUCAUAGGAGACGACUACUCCGAGGAGCCGACAGUCACAGGAGAUGACUACUCUGAGGAGCCGACAGUCCCAGGAGACGACUACUCCGAGGAGCCGAUAGUCACAGGAGACGACUACUCUGAGGAGCCGAUAGUCACAGGAGACAACUACUCAGAGGAGCCGACAGUCACAGGAGACGACUACUCCGAGGAGCCGACAGUCCAGGGAGACAACUACUCCGAGGAGCCGAUAGUCACGGGAGACAUUUACUCAGAGGAGCCGACAGUCACGGGAGACAACUACUCCGAGGAGCCUACAGUCACGGGAGACAACUACUCCGAGGAGCCGACAGUCACAGGAGACGACUACUCCGAGGAGACGACAGUCACGGAAGACGACUACUCCGAGGAGCCGACAGUCACGGGAGACAACUACUCCGAGGAGCCGACAGUCACAGGAGACAACUACUCCGAGGAGCCGACAGUAACAGGAGACAACUACUCCGAGGAGCCGACAGUCACAGGAGUGGCCCAGGGAGGGAAGAGCUAUAAGAUCAGGUUGGGAAUUUGGAGACCAUGGUUCAAAUCCUGGUGCUAAGAAUAUGGGACAGAAUAUGAAAUGUCUCUCGGUAAUCUCCUUACAGCGAUAACUUGUUUACUAUAUAGAUUAUGACGCCAUCGCUGCUUUCAGUUUUUAGAGGCCUUUUCAGAAAGGAAAGCAGCGAUCUGAUUGGUUGCUAUGGGCAACUCCGCAGCUUUCCCUCUGGACGGGUUUUAUAAAUCUCCCCCAUUGU
Molecule: messenger RNA, 1548 nt
Organism: Hyla sarda
Lineage: Eukaryota; Metazoa; Chordata; Amphibia; Anura; Hylidae
Exons: 2
Coding region: 369-1352 (327 amino acids)
Biological process (GO): attachment of mitotic spindle microtubules to kinetochore
Molecular function (GO): structural constituent of carboxysome shell
Source: RefSeq, a predicted model, not a curated record